Messenger RNA from Closterium sp. Naga37s-1, 1224 nucleotides. Lineage: Eukaryota; Viridiplantae; Streptophyta; Zygnematophyceae; Desmidiales; Closteriaceae. The record is from the annotation of a GenBank genome assembly.
AUGUCGGAAGAGACACAGAGCCUGACGGGAGCAGUUGGCUUGGCGACAAAAACAGGCGGAUGGAUAAAGAAAGAAGAGGUGAAGACGGCAGUUUCCAGCUAUGAGAACUACCACGAGAGCUUCGGAGGGAGCGACAGCGCGCGCAAGUCCAACUACACGGACAUGGUGAACAAGUACUAUGAUCUGGUAACCAGCUUCUACGAGUACGGUUGGGGCGAGUCGUUCCACUUCGCUCACCGCAUGCGGGGCGAGACGCUACGGGAGAGCAUCAAGCGUCACGAGCACUUCCUGGCUCUCCGGCUAGGACUGGGCCCUGGCAUGAAGGUGCUGGAUGUGGGGUGCGGCAUCGGUGGGCCGUUGAGAGAAAUCGCACUAUUCAGCGGAGCCACGGUGACGGGGCUCAACAACAACGAGUACCAGAUCUCCCGCGGCAAGGUGUUGAACAGGCGGCACCGAGCACUGGAAGCAUGCGGGUUCAUAAAGGCGGACUUCAUGAGCAUCCCCGUGCCUGACGCUUCCUUCGACGCCGUCUAUGCCAUCGAAGCCACUUGCCACGCCCCCGACGCCGUGGGGUGCUACAGCGAGGUGAAGCGAGUGCUGAAGCCAGGGCAGUGCUUUGCGGCGUACGAGUGGUGCCUCACCGAUGCCUACGACCCCAACAACCCCCAGCACCAGGAAGUUAAGAGGGAGGUGGAGCUGGGCAACGGGUUGCCAGACAUCCGCACCACGGCGCAGGUCCGCCAGGCGCUGCUGGACGCCGGCUUUGAGGUGAGCCGGCGUGGUUGCGAGCCGUCCCUGCUGCGAGCCAUAUUCACAGGGGACGAAAUCGCGUGCGGAUCUGACGGAGACAGCGGAGGUGGCGUGGCACGCUCUCCUUGCCUCUUGCCCCAUCACUUCUUCUCCUACACUCUUCCUCCCUUCCCCUCACAGCUGCUGGAGGCAGCAGACCUGACGGAGACAGCGGAGGUGGCCAGACCUGACGGAGACAGCGGAGGUGGCGUGGCACGCUCUCCUUGCCUCUUUCCCCAUCACUUCUUCUCCUACACUCUUCCUCCCUUCCCCUCACAGCUGCUGGAGGCAGCAGACCUGACGGAGACAGCGGAGGUGGCGUGGCACAAGCCGCUGGACCCCAGCUAUUUCUCGCUCUCGCAGUUCAAGCUCACCCGCCUCGGCCGCUUCCUCACCACCACCCUCGUGCGCUCUCCUUGCCCAUGCGUGCAUUAA